Molecule: messenger RNA, 459 nt
Organism: Funneliformis caledonium
Lineage: Eukaryota; Fungi; Glomeromycota; Glomeromycetes; Glomerales; Glomeraceae
Source: the annotation of a GenBank genome assembly
AUGAAUCAAAAUGUUACUACAAACACAUCCGUUUUGCUACAAAACGAAAAUGAUCUAAUGAUUGAAUCAUCACAAUGCUCAUUUAUUAACGAAGAAUCUUUUAUCAAACUCCAAGCUGAAGAAUCUUCUAUUGAACUCCAAGAUUAUUCUCCACCAGGUUUUGAUUUUCCUGACAGUUUUGAUGAUCUACAAAAUAUCGACAAAGAAUGGAUCAUUAUAUUCAUUUUAAGAUUCCAAACCAGAUUUUGCUUAUCAGAUACAGUAACUGACAUAUUAAUCAAGUUUGUUAAACAUGUUUUAAUAGAACUGGAUCAUAAUGAUCAGUUUAAAGACUUUCCAACUUCUUUAUAUACUACAAGAAAGAAAUUGGGAUUAAAACAUCAAUUCAUCAUGUUUUCAGUGUGUCCUUCAUGUCAUAAGUUGUAUAAUGUAAAUGAUGUUGAACAAUACACAAUUUAA